AUGAACCAACAAGGCGGUGACAGUGGCCAUGGGUGUGGGUGCGACUUAGUUCAUACAGGCAGCGGCUGUGACCACAAGAACGAACCGGUUGAGCACGGAGGUCAGGAACCCGACGACAACGAACACGAAGGCCACGGAAGUGAGCACCCACAGGCCACGAGCGCAGAUGAGGGUACCAUCACGGUAGCUCUCCCUGACCAACCCAGCCGUAAUCAAGACCACCCGUCAGUUCCUGGCCACGAUGGCGAAGAACAGAUACCUGAAAGGCAGGAAGCAGCACCGACGACAGCCAUCGCCCCGAAGCCCGUGAGCAAUGCUCACACCAACUUCGUCAAGGUAUCAACCCGCAAUGCCAAGUGCGAUCAGUGCGAGAAGCGGAAUACGUCUGUGAUGCAGAAGUGUUGCAGGUGCGGCAUGACUACCUGCAGCACAUGCCAUGCGAGGGGCAAGUACGAUUCUCGCCAUCAACUCGCUGAUCUGGAGCUCGAUUGGGUUGAUGAGCCCAGAGGUCGUCGGCGUCGGAAGUUCAACGGAGAAGGUGGCGAAACUGGCGGUGAUGCUGGUGGGAGUGGGAGUGAACGUGGGAAGCAGCGUGGUGGCGGCCUUCGCGCCCGCGGACUCGUCAGAGAAGCUGCUUUUUACGGAGAUGGUCCUGGUCCUGCUACUGCCAUGGGUGCUGCCGUGGAUACUGCUAUGGAGACGGGUACCACGGUUGAAGCAAGGAACACUGAUCGUGCUCGGGGUGGCGCCCUUCGUGCCCUCGGACUCGUCAGAGACACUGCUCUUUACGGAGACGGUCCUGAUACCGCCAUGGAGACGGAUGCUUCCGUCGAAGCGAAGAACACUGAUUGUACUCGUGGUGGCACCCUUCGCGCCCUUGGACUUGUCAGAGACACUUCGCUUUACGGAGGUCCUUCUACUGCCGUGGGUGCUGCCGUCGAAGCAGGGAACUUUGAUUGUGCUGCUGCUGGUGACACGGGCGAGUCAGGUCAAGCUGGAAAUCCAAGUGGUCUAGGUGCCAGUGCUGGUACUGCUCAGAACACCCAAGCCCCGGGGCAGAUCGUACAUGUAGCUGGCAGACAACCCGCUAUACGCCUUCCGAACGGCCGUAGAGCAUUACCGGCGAUCCGGCUUCGACUUGCGCCUGCGCCAGCUGCGCCAGCUCCGAGAUUUUCACGUGGAGGUCUUGCCAGAAACUCCCAUGAUGCUGUCCGGGGCCCCAAUGACCAGAGGGUCAAACGCGCAGGUCCUUCGGGCCCUCCUAACUCACGGCCGCUUAGUGCCGUUGGCUUCUCUCGACCUUCUGUCAAAGCAAUAGCAGGGCUCUCGUCUGUACCAUCCAGACCUCCUGCCAUAGCGGCAUCCGGCCCUUCGUAUGCCACCCCUGCACCUCCCGCAGCGUCGCCAUCCGGCCCCUCGUCUACACCCUUAGGUGGCCCUGCUCCUGUCGUCGAUGGCCUGUUGCCCAGUGCAGCUACCUACCGAUCUAUUUCCCAAUACUGGUCUGCCAUAGGCCAGCCCGAGAUAGCGCAGCGAUACGCCGACAUGGAACAGCAACGCCGUCAGCUGGGACGACAUCGUUGCCUGCCCCAGAGCGAGGAUUCCGGGCGUAUGCCGCACCCUCAGCUGAUGCAGUAUCGACCGGACAUGGCUAGAGAAAGUAACGAGCGAACCACGAUCACCGAACAGAGUAUUAGGUCCUAUCUCAUCAAUUCCGAUGGAACAAUAUCCGCCGUGCCAAGCAGCGCGGAGCCUAUAAUGUGUGCCCCGGUGGCUGACAUGGGCUACGAUCCCGGCGACCUGAUGGACGUCGACGGCGAACAAGAGCCAGUCCCACAGCGCGCAUCAGGCUCUGACCAAGCAGCCCCCAACAGCCAAUACACAGCUCGCAUGAGGCAUCUUCUCGACGAGUACCGCAACCUCAAUCGCAGCGGAGGACGAGGCCAAGAGCCGCUCAUCCAUCGGUCAGCUUCGGCAGGUCCAGGUCCAGUAUUCGGACUACCCGCCCCGCCGUCUCAAAACAUGGAGCAGCUCGAAUCCCGCCAACGCGCCCUGCAGUGGUCGCUCAUCGACCAGCUCGAGACGGACUGGAACGAGAACCCGGUCAUACAGAAUGUGAGACGGACCGAAGGCCCUCUCGCGGCUCUGGACUUGCUGGAAGCUUCGGUCGGGUUGGAGGUCAUUCGCCAGGGCUUACCCCGGGACUCCUUCUUGACCUUUUGGAUUGUGGGGAUGCGCUCGGCUCUGAGACAUAGAGCUCUUGGUACCAAGCUACACCUGCCGCGUUAG
Anthostomella pinea is the source of this 2289-nucleotide messenger RNA. NCBI's taxonomy places the organism in Eukaryota, Fungi, Ascomycota, Sordariomycetes, Xylariales, Xylariaceae. The record is from the annotation of a GenBank genome assembly.